Molecule: messenger RNA, 1686 nt
Organism: Eimeria tenella
Lineage: Eukaryota; Apicomplexa; Conoidasida; Eucoccidiorida; Eimeriidae
Exons: 1
Source: RefSeq, a predicted model, not a curated record
AUGGCGGGUGGGAGCAGCAAGACUGUUUCUGCUGAUGCAGCGGCUGACACAGCCGCUGCAGGGAUCGCCCCUGCGGCGGAUCCCGCGGCUGCCCCAGACACGCAGCCGGCGAACGCCCCAGCAGCAGCAGCAGCAGCAGCAGCAGAGCCUGCAGCAGCGUCUUCUGGGCUGAGGCUGCUGCAGCGCGAAGGUGGAGACUGUCUGGAGUGUCGGCAGCACUUGCUCACAGUGCUGUCUGCUGUAGUGCGAGCGCUGGGGCCAAACCGGCGGCCUUCUUCUGCUGCAGCAGCAGCUUCUGCUGCUGCUGCUGCAGCGGACCGCGCAGCAGCAGCUGCGGAGGCAGCAGCGGAGCGCGCAGACGAGGAAGCAGCAGCAGCAGCAGAGGAAGCUGCGAGGCUGGCGGGAAAGGCGGGAGCAGCAGCAGCGCGCGCGAGGGCGGCGGCCGCAGCAGAGGCAGCAGCAGAAGCAGAGGCAAAUUUUGCUGCUGCAGCAGACGCAGCAGCAGCAGCAGAACAAACUGAAAUCGACCAAAUGAAGGGGCUGGCCCCCCUGUCGCUGGAGGAGCUGCAGCUGCUGGCGGAGUCUGCAGGGGACCCCACACAAGCAGCAGUGCUGCUGCAGCACAACGCUGCUGAGCUGCUGCUGCUGCUGCUGCAGCAGUGGGUGCUGCCGGGCCUGGAGACAAUCUCUGCAGCAGAGGAGCAGCAUCAAUGCAGCCACUCUUCUGCUGCUGUUGCAGUCAGCCGGCGUUUGCUGCUGGUCAGCCGCGCAGCGGGCGUUCCUGCUGCUGCUAUUGCUGAGCUGCUGCUGAUGGCAGCAGCAAACCUGAUAUCUGCGCAGCCGGACCUUGAGCACGGGGAAGCAGCAGCAGCAGCAGCGCCAUCUGCUGCUGCUGCUGCACUCGCCGUGGCGCUGCCGCUUGCUGCUGACGUGUUUGCUGCUGCUGUGCUCAGCUGCACAGACGCAGGGGCCCUCAAGGAGGCCUUCAGGGGCCUUGCUGCUGCACUGAGUCUGCGGCAGCAGCAGCAAACGCCGCAGCAGCAGCUGGCAGACGCGCGCAUGAAGCGGCUGCUGCUGCUGCGCGCAGCACCCACUGCAGCAGCAGCAGCAGACCUCUUCGCCAGGUGUAUGUACAUUUUGCGGCAGGCGCUGCAUGCGCCGCUGCUGGGGGCUUCCACGCACUGUUUGUCUUUGCUGCUGGCAAUAAGUGACAUUGAUGCAGCAGCAGCAGCAGCUCUCAACGCAGCAGCAGCUCAGGCAGCAGCAGAGGCAGCAGCACGGGCAGCAGCAGCAGGCGGCACUGCAGCAGCGUGCCCCACUGAGGAGGACAUGCUGGGCGCGCUGCCGCCGCUGCUGGUGCUGCUGCGGCAGCAGCAGCAGCAGCAGGUGCUGCUGCUGGUGUCCAUAGAAAGAGCAGCAGAGCUGCUGCGGACUCCCGUGCUGCCAGCAACUGCUGCUGCUCCUGCUGUUGCUGCUGCAGUGCCGCCGGAAGCGCGGGCGGAGGCCUUCAUGCAGCAGCUGCGGCAGCAAGUGCUGCAGGAGCAGCAGCAGCUCGAUGAGGAGAGCAGCAACACGUUGGCCAGUUUGCUGCUGCUGUGCGCAGACCUGCUGAAGGGGGACCCGCAGCUGCUGCUGCAGGGGCCCCCCGGGGGGCCCCCCGACCCGCUGGGCACUGCGGAAAUGCUG